Messenger RNA from Cylas formicarius (sweet potato weevil), 510 nucleotides. RefSeq names its product COX assembly mitochondrial protein homolog. Gene Ontology annotation, cellular component: mitochondrion. Lineage: Eukaryota; Metazoa; Arthropoda; Insecta; Coleoptera; Brentidae. The transcript is spliced from 2 exons. The record is from RefSeq and is a predicted model, not a curated record. Bases 115 to 477 code for a protein of 120 amino acids.
AUAUGUCAUAACCUUACGAAGUGCACGGCCAAAAAUAGUUUAAAAACGGCCUUGCUAGGAUAAUGUGUUAUAUAUAUAAAGUUAUAUUUUACAAAAUUUAAAAUAAACAAGCCAAUGGGAAACAGCAAUGCCUCCGUCGUAAAAGCAACAUUGGGAGGAGGUCCCAAGGGCUUAGGCGAUCCAAAUGAUAAAUCUCUCAGAAAGGUGGAAAUUGAUGUUCUAGUACCGAAAAAAAUGAGAGAAAUAGCAAGGACAGAAAAAUGUGUUCCAGAAGUUGCCAAAUUUACAGAAUGUUGUAAAAGUACAGGUUUGCUGAUGGUAGUACAAUGUAGAAAAGAAAAUGCAAACUUAAAAGCUUGUUUAACUAAAUGGUAUAAUGAUGAGGACUUCAAGGAGCAUUGUAAACAAGAAUACCUUAAGGAAAGAACUGAAUAUAGGCGCACUGGUAUAUCUCAACAAUUGAAAAGAAUGGGAUGAAUUAAUUACUUUUAUUAUCAAUUAGUAUAAAAA